CCUCACAGGGUGAUUGUUUCCGGGUUUUAGGUCAGAGGUCGCGGAGGAGGUGGGGUCGCGGUCCACAUGGCAGCCUCGCACGUGGCCUCGGGGCUUGCGGAUCCCGCGGCGGGAACGGAGUCCGUGGAGUUGCGGGAGCUCGACUCGGGCAAGGGCCGGGGACUCGUGGCCAGAAGGAGAAUCCGCAAGGGAGACGUCCUGUUCUCGGAGCAGCCUGCGGUGUCCGCGCAGUUUCUCUGGAAUGAACACUACACGUAUCGAGCAUGUCACCACUGUCUCCGCGCGCUGGAGACGGCCGAGGAGAACGCGCGCCGCCUGACGGGGAACCCCGCGCUCUCCCUGCCCCACCCCGAACUCUGCCACAUCGACACGAGCGCUCACCAAGUGUGUCCGGGCUGCCAGGUGCGGUACUGUGGCACCGCUUGCCAGCAAGAGGCCGAGGCCCGCUAUCACCGCGUGCUCUGCCCGGGGCCCUCGGCGGACGAUGUCGCCCACCCGCUCACUCGGCUACGCGAGGCGUGGAGGAUGAUGCACUACCCUCCUGAAACGUGCAGCAUCAUGUUGCUGGCACGGAUGAUCGCCACCGUGAAACAGGCUGACGACAAGGAGAGCUGGGUGGCGCUGUUCUCGCGAUUCUGCAGUCGCACGGUCAACGAGCAGGAGGAGGUCGCGCACAAACUGCUGGGGAAGCGAUUCCAGGAUCAGCUGGAGCUGCUGCGAGAGCUGCUGGCCGAAGCGCUCUUCGAGGAGAGUCUUGCGCAGUGGUUCACUCCGGAAGGGUUCAGAUCGCUGUUUGCCUUGGUCGGCACCAACGGGCAGGGGAUCGGAACCAGCUCGCUGAGCCAGUGGGUUCAUGCGUGCGACGACCUGGAGCUCCCCGCGGAGCAGCGCGAGCAUCUCGACUUCUUCAUCGAGCAGCUCUACCGGGACAUCGACAACGUGUCCGGGGACUUCUUGAACUGCGAAGGUUCGGGCCUCUACGUCCGGCAGAGCUGCUGUAACCAUAGCUGUGUGCCCAACGCGGAGGCCACUUUCCCCGAUAACGACUUCACACUCCACCUCACGGCGCUGAGCGACAUCGAGCCUGGGGAGGAGAUCUGCAUCAGCUACCUGGAGGGCUGCCAGCGCAAGCGCAGCCGACACAGCCGACAGAAGAUCCUGCGGGACAACUACUUGUUCACCUGCGCGUGCCCCAAGUGCCUAGCUCAGGCCGGAGAUCCGGAUGAGACCUCCGAUGAGGAUGAGGACGAGGAGGACGACGAGAACGAUGACGAGAACGAGGCCGACGGCGAAAUGACCGACAUCUGACACGGCGGCGCCAAGCGCCGUCUUAAAUCCCGCGAGCCGGUGACACAACAGAACUCAUUGGCAACGCUCCCGACGAUGCGGAUGUCGUCCCAUAGCUCCACCCCUCGCUCGGACCGCCGGUCGCUUGCAACCCCGGAAACAGCACGUGGGAGUGUUUUUGUAUUCCAUAUUUUGUUGCAUGCUGCUCGCUCUCGUGCUCUCAUUCCGGCUCGGGCCAACUCUUCGCACUGCAUUUCAUGGUUGUGAAAAGUAAUUGGCGCAUGCCUGCUUGCCCCUCCCCCCCCAUCGCAGUCGUUAAUAAACGAGACCUGAAUGCAA
Petromyzon marinus (sea lamprey) is the source of this 1626-nucleotide messenger RNA. It is a transcript of the gene SMYD5, whose product is annotated as SMYD family member 5. Gene Ontology annotation, biological process: negative regulation of gene expression, epigenetic. Lineage: Eukaryota; Metazoa; Chordata; Hyperoartia; Petromyzontiformes; Petromyzontidae. The record is from RefSeq and is a predicted model, not a curated record. Gene Ontology annotation, molecular function: histone H4K20 methyltransferase activity; protein binding.